Molecule: messenger RNA, 591 nt
Organism: Plenodomus lingam JN3
Lineage: Eukaryota; Fungi; Ascomycota; Dothideomycetes; Pleosporales; Leptosphaeriaceae
Source: RefSeq, a predicted model, not a curated record
AUGGGAGUGGCAAAGAGAACCCGCAAGUUUGGCCAGAUGAAAAGGCUCAUCGGCCAACGCGAUGCCAGACUAAAGAAAAACCAAAUGGCCGGCGAAAUAGAAGCCGCAAAGAAAAAGCAAGAAGAGUCUGCAAAACGAGAAAUCCCCCAAGCCCCCUCCUCCCUCUUCUUCCAAGCCAACACCGCCCUCGGUCCCCCCUACUCCGUCCUCAUCGACACCAACUUCCUCUCGCACACCGUCCACGCCAAACUCGACCUCCAAAAAGCCCUCAUGGACCUGCUGUACGCAAAAGCCACGCCCAUCAUCACAUCCUGCGUCAUGGCCGAGCUGGAAAAACUGGGGCCCAAGUACCGCAUCGCGCUGCGCAUUGCGCGCGACGAGCGCUGGACGCGCCUGCGCUGCGAUCACAAGGGUACGUAUGCGGAUGAUUGCAUCACCGAGCGUGUGCAGAAACAUCGCGUCUAUUUGGUUGCGACCAAUGAUAGGGAUUUGAAGCGUAGGAUUCGAAAAGUGCCCGGUGUGCCGAUUGUCAGUGUGGCAAAGGGCAAGUAUGUUAUUGAGAGGUUGCCGGAUGUGCCUGAUAGUCGGUGA